AUGAAGCGGCUGUUUGUCAUUGCUCUGUGUCUUGCUGUGGUCUUGGCGGCGCCUAGGCCAGACGACGAUGAUGAUAACGACUUAGAUGAUAAUAGACCACAGCAACCACGCGCUCAGAGAAGGUUCCAGCAACACCAACACAACCAGAUUGAUGACGAUGAUGAUGAUGAUGAACUACAGCAUCACAGAAGAUGGCUUCAAAAUCAACAACAUCAGCUUGACGAUCACGAUGAUAUACGACCGAUUGAUGAUGAUGACGAUUUGCAUCAGCAACAACAAAUGAGGAGAAGAUUGCAAGAACUUACUCUAAAGUUGAUCGACGACCGCGAUGAUGAUAACCGACUGAGAGCUGAUGUAAACAGACACAACCUCCGUCCAGACGAUGAUCGCGAUGAUGAACAACUAAGAAAUUCAAACCUCGAUAUUCUAGCAAAGCAGUUAGAUAACUUAGCAGAGAAAUAUAAAGGGCGCGGAGUAUUGAAAGUCGGUUACAACCCGCCAUUAGUAAGAAAUGUAAUAAAAAAAUUCAUUAUCUUUAAUGAGUCUAUGAUAGACAAUCAAUUAAAACACUAUGCUUUACAGGUGCCCGGUGCGCGCGCACACAAUUUGGGAAGUAUUGACUUCAAAUACUUCACUCCAAGUGAAGUCGCCGGUAGAGCGCACCAUCAUAGAGACCUGGUGCCAGGGCCUUCAAUCAAAGCAAAUGAUGGCUAUGUGCUAUUGAGGGCACUAGAUCGACAGGAUCUCCGUGAUCGUGAUGAUGAUGACGACGAUGAUGAUGACCAGUAG
Pieris macdunnoughi is the source of this 789-nucleotide messenger RNA. The record is from the annotation of a GenBank genome assembly. Lineage: Eukaryota; Metazoa; Arthropoda; Insecta; Lepidoptera; Pieridae.